This is a messenger RNA of Prunus armeniaca (apricot), 519 nucleotides long. Lineage: Eukaryota; Viridiplantae; Streptophyta; Magnoliopsida; Rosales; Rosaceae. The record is from the annotation of a GenBank genome assembly.
AUGUCAAUUUUUGUAGUAGUGGCCUCUGGUUUUGUUAUUCGUGACUCUGACGGCCAUGUCUUAUUAGCUGGAGCUAAGAACAUUGGUGACAACACUAUCUCUGUGGCUGAAUGCAUGGCUCUCCGUGAUGGCCUUGCUUUUGCGAUCCAUAGAGGCUGGCGCAAUAUCCUUGUGGAAGGGGAUUUAAAGCUUAUCAUUAAUUGUGUUAAUCAGGAAGCGGAUCCGCCGUGGAGUAUUUGCACCUUAAUUCAAGAUAUAAAGCUUCUCAGUUCCUUUUGUGUAGCUCUAUCUUUCAAUCAUAUCUAUUGUGAGGCGAACUUCAUGGCGAAUGCCGUUGCUAACGUGGGCCAUGGGCUUAACCCUUCCAAGCUGUGGGAGAUGGGCCUACCUUUGAAUUGUUUAGUUCCUUUCUUUUUCAAUCUUUUUGGGCCUGCGUGCUCUCGUGGUUUCUGUGACAGGACCUCCCUGAAUUCCUCGGAACCCGGGACGAAUCCUGUGAAAUCCCCGACAUCACACUGA